This is a messenger RNA of Heterotrigona itama, 2307 nucleotides long. NCBI's taxonomy places the organism in Eukaryota, Metazoa, Arthropoda, Insecta, Hymenoptera, Apidae. The record is from the annotation of a GenBank genome assembly.
AUGUUUCCCGAACCGGAACACUGCUUCAACAAGUAAUUUCACUCGUGUUUUAUUAUUUUUAUCAAUUGUAUCUGCGAACAAUAUCACUGUCCUUCAAUAGUGUUCAAAUUUUUAUAAUGUUCUCUUUUGUAUCAUAUUAAUUUUAUGCGAUAGUUUCUGAUACUUUACACGUUAGUGUUAGAAUUUUCUGUGUGUCAAUAGUUCACGCUUUUUUCUGGUUUUGAAUAAUUAAACACAAAUUAUGAAUUUGUAUAAAAAUACCAUGUGUUAAAUAGUUAAAAUUAUAUUAAAAGUAUGCAAGUUUCAGCAAUUGCUUAUUUCCUUUUUUACAGAAAAACGUUUAUAUGAAGAAACAUGAAGGGAGUUAAAGCUCUAAUUUUAAUAGGCUUAGUAACGUUUGCUUUUGCAAAAGAAGAAAAACAGAAGGAAGAUAUUGGUACUGUCAUUGGUAUUGAUUUAGGCACAACCGUUGGAGUUUAUAAAAAUGGAAGAGCAGAGAUUAUAGCCAAUGACCAAGGAAACAGGAUUACACCUUCCUAUGUAGCAUUUACUGCUGAUGGUGAACGUUUAAUUGGAGAUGCUGCAAAAAAUCAGUUAACCACAAAUCCUGAGAAUACAGUUUUUGAUGCCAAACGAUUAAUUGGUAGAGAAUGGUCAGAUCCUACUGUACAACGUGAUAUUAAGUUCUUCCCAUUUAAAGUAAUUGAGAAAAAUAGCAAACCACAUAUAAGAAUGGUGAUUAACGGUGAAGAGAAAGUAUUUGCACCUGAAGAAAUCUCUGCCAUGGUACUUGGUAAAAUGAAAGAAACAGCAGAAGCAUACUUAGGAAAAAAAGUUACUCACGCUGUUGUUACUGUGCCAGCCUACUUUAAUGAUGCCCAAAGACAAGCUACUAAAGAUGCAGGCACUAUUUCUGGACUUGUCGUUAUGAGAAUUAUUAAUGAACCUACAGCUGCUGCAAUUGCUUAUGGUUUGGAUAAAAAAGAUGGGGAAAAGAAUGUGUUAGUCUUUGAUUUGGGUGGUGGUACUUUUGAUGUCAGUUUGCUUACAAUUGAUAAUGGAGUGUUUGAAGUUGUGGCAACAAACGGUGACACUCAUUUGGGUGGCGAGGACUUUGAUCAACGUGUAAUGGAUCAUUUUACUAAACUGUAUAAGAAGAAGAAAGGCAAAGAUAUUCGCAAGGAUAGUAGAGCUUUACAAAAAUUGCGUCGUGAAGUUGAAAAAGCUAAAAGAGCACUCAGUGUUAGCCAUCAAGUGAGGAUCGAAAUUGAGUCGUUCUUUGAAGGUGAAGACUUCUCUGAGACCUUAACACGUGCCAAAUUUGAGGAGUUGAACAUGGAUCUUUUCCGUAGUACCUUGAAACCUGUACAAAAAGUUUUGGAAGAUUCCGAUAUGAACAAGAAGGAUGUGGAUGAAAUUGUACUUGUUGGGGGCUCUACUAGGAUUCCCAAAGUUCAACAAUUAGUUAAAGAAUUCUUUGGAGGGAAAGAACCUUCACGAGGUAUUAAUCCUGACGAAGCCGUUGCAUAUGGAGCUGCUGUGCAAGCUGGCGUUCUUUCUGGAGAGCAAGAUACGGAUGCUAUUGUACUUUUGGAUGUUAACCCACUUACAAUGGGUAUUGAAACUGUUGGAGGUGUGAUGACUAAACUUAUUCCAAGAAAUACCGUGAUUCCGACCAAAAAGUCGCAAAUCUUCUCUACUGCAUCGGAUAAUCAACACACAGUAACUAUCCAAGUAUAUGAAGGUGAACGUCCAAUGACGAAAGAUAACCAUCUUCUUGGUAAAUUUGAUCUUACUGGCAUUCCACCAGCACCACGAGGUAUACCACAAAUUGAAGUUACCUUUGAAAUCGAUGCUAACGGUAUUUUGCAAGUAUCUGCUGAGGACAAAGGAACUGGAAAUCGAGAAAAGAUUGUUAUUACCAACGAUCAAAAUCGCCUUACUCCAGAUGACAUAGAAAGGAUGAUAAAGGAUGCAGAGAAAUUCGCAGACGAUGACAAGAAAUUGAAAGAACGAGUAGAAGCGCGCAAUGAACUCGAAUCUUAUGCAUAUUCUUUAAAAAAUCAACUAGCUGAUAAGGAAAAACUUGGGUCAAAAAUUACUAAUUCCGAUAAGGCUAAGAUGGAAGAAGCUAUUGAAGAAAAAAUUAAGUGGCUAGAAGAGAAUGCAGACACCGAUCCAGAGGAAUAUAAGAAACAAAAGAAAGAACUUACAGAUAUUGUUCAGCCUAUUAUUGCCAAAUUGUACCAAGGUGCAGGUGUUCCACCAACAGGUGGUGAUGAGGAAGAUCUGAAGGAUGAGCUUUAA